Molecule: messenger RNA, 1275 nt
Organism: Quercus lobata
Lineage: Eukaryota; Viridiplantae; Streptophyta; Magnoliopsida; Fagales; Fagaceae
Product: NAC domain-containing protein 73-like
Exons: 4
Coding region: 274-1083 (269 amino acids)
Biological process (GO): regulation of DNA-templated transcription
Cellular component (GO): nucleus
Molecular function (GO): DNA-binding transcription factor activity; transcription cis-regulatory region binding
Source: RefSeq, a predicted model, not a curated record
UAUAGCCUUUGUUCUCUCGGUUUUCUUUCUCUCCUGUCUCUUUGUUUCUCUCUCUCACGCACUAUUGGAAUCAGCUCAUGAGCUAAGAAGAAGAAAAAAAAAAAAAAAAAAAAAAGUGCGUAGGAGGAACUAAAUUCCUUUCCUAAUAUCAAAAAGAAGGAGGUCAAGGAAAACGUGUUUUAAAAACUAAAGUGAUCUCUAUACUCUGAAGAACUGGAAGAAACCAGAGGGAAAAUCGAGUUUUGGGAUGGGCAUGAGAGCAAAAACAAAGAGAUGACAUGGUGCAAUGAUUCAGACGAUGAUAGGGCUCUUCAGAUAAUCACGGCAACUUCUAAAGAAAAUACAAAUGUUCUCGACCCACCCAAAACCGAUGAUAUCAGGAAUACCAUAACAUGCCCAUCAUGUGGCCAGGACAUAGAGUUCCAAGAUCAGGCCGGAAUUCAAGAUUUGCCGGGGCUACCAGCAGGGUUGAAGUUUGAUCCGACAGACCGUGAAAUUCUUGAACAUUUAGAGGCAAAGAUUCUGUCUGAUACGCGGAAGCUUCAUCCUCUUAUUGAUGAAUUCAUCCCAACACUUGAGGGAGAGAAUGGAAUUUGCUAUACUCAUCCAGAAAAACUACCAGGAGUAAGCAAAGACGGCCAAAUCCGGCAUUUCUUCCAUCGACCUUCAAAGGCAUACACGACUGGGACUAGGAAACGAAGGAAGGUCCACACUGAUGAAGAUGGGAGCGAGACGAGAUGGCACAAAACUGGCAAGACAAGGCCAGUCUUUGUUGGUGGGGCAGUGAAGGGGUACAAAAAGAUCUUGGUUCUCUACACCAACUAUGGCAGGCAAAGAAAGCCUGAGAAAAGAAACUGGGUGAUGCACCAAUACCAUCUUGGAAACAAUGAAGAAGAGAAAGAUGGAGAAUUAGUGGUUUCAAAGGUUUUCUACCAGACACAACCUAGACAAUGUGGUUCAAGUAUUAAGGAUUCAUUGAAUAACCAAAGCGUGCAUGAUAAUAGUCCUAAUGAGAUUCCUAUACCUAAAAACCCUACAGCUCUUUUGGAGCAUUACAACACUCCUUUUAUUAACUAUGACUAGGGGUAGGGAUGGCCAUACUUAUUGGGUAAUGGAUAUCCAACCCUACCCGAUUCAAAUAUUCUGAGUAAUACUCGGUUCUUCAUGAGUAGAGCUUAACCGAGUGAGGUAUGGGUAUUACCCGAAUUGUUCGGGUAGGGUAUGGAUAUUAUCCAAACCCGACCCAUAUUAAAAAAAAAAAAAAAAAAAAAAAAA